AUCAAGCAUUAUUAUUAAUAUUUAUUAUUUAUUAUAAUAUUGUAAUAAUAAUAAUAGUUGUGAUAUGAUCCUAGUCGCACCAUCAAAGGUGGCUUCACAAGAACAAGAAUAACAGCUGCAACUCCAAGACCGAUUCCCAUGGAUUUAUUCAUCUUCACAUUUGGCUUAUCCCCACCGUAGCACAUUUCAAAUCCCUCAAUAGUUGUGAAUAUCUCCAGAUUAGGCUUCUUCCCUAACACCCAUAAGAAAAAUAUCGAAAUUUCUGUGGUUUUGCCUAUCAGGAGGUUGCGGAUACGAGCUCUAUUAAUUUCAUCACGCUUUCGAUCGACCCAGGUUUGAAUCGCUUGAGCUGCAGGUUUUUGGAUUUGGGGCUCUAGAUGGCUGUUCAAGCUCAGUAUUCAACCAAUAUGCGCAACAGACAGUUAUUUGCAGGUGAAAACAAGGGCUCCACUCCAAUUGUUUUCUUUGGUCCUGGAAGCUAUGUUGAUCAUCAAAUGCAGCAGCAGAUGCAAUCUCAAUCUCAAAGCAAAUCCCCUGCUGUCAAUGGACUGCCCAAUCAGCCUCCAUACAUGCCCCAGUUUACUGCUUGUAAUCUGGGGCAGCAAGUGGUAGGCCUGACUCUACACGAGUCUGAGAAUGAACCUUCCUGGAACUUACUGGCACCUAGGAAGAGAAACAGAAAUCAAGAGGUUCUGGAAAAUUCACAGAUUUCAUCCAUUGAUUUUUUGCAAACUCAAGCACUGCCUCAGUCCAAUGGACCAGUUUCAACUGGCUUGCGGUUGUCUUUUGAUGAUGAAAUAUUGAACUCUUCCAGCAAUGUGUCAUUGGGUGAUUCAAGAAUGUUGGCCCUUUUGAGCGAAGAGUUAAAUGGAGAAUUACAGCGACAGCAUGCUGAAAUGGACCAGUUUUUGAGAAUCCAAGGGGAGCAAUUCAGGCAAGCUGUGGAGGAGAAGAGACAAAGGCUUCAGAUGAAUAUCUUGACAUGUGUUCAGGAAGCAGCAUCUAAAAAGCUUAAGGAAAAGGAUAUAGAGGUGGAAAAUAUAAAUAAGAAAAAUGCAGAACUAGAAGAAAAGAUGAAGCAAUUGAGUUUAGAAGUAAAUGCAUGGCAAUAUCGGGCAAAAUGCAGUGAAACUUUGAUUAAUACUCUUAAAUUCAAUCUGCAGCAAGCGUAUGCCCAAAGCAGGGAGAGUAAAGAAGGAUGUGGAGACAGUGAAGUGGAUGAUACAGCUUCUUGUUUCAAUGGUAAUGCAGGUGAUUUUCAAGCUCUCAUCUGCAAAGAGAACAAGGAGCUGAAAGAACAGAGGACUUGUAGGGUUUGCAGAAGCAGUGAUGUAUGCAUGCUUUUGCUGCCUUGCAGGCAUCUUUGCCUCUGCAGGGAAUGCGAGAGUAGACUCAGUAAUUGCCCCUUGUGCCAAUCAUUUAAAAAAAGUAGCAUGCCGGUCCACAUGUCAUAAAUUUUCUCAGUGAAUAAAUGCAGUUAUGAUUUCCAGGGUACAAGUUGAUCAAUUACCUUUGGUCAUUGAAUAUGUCCUUUGGUUAUGGAUUGCAUCUUCUUUAUGAUUGAAAUAGCUACAUCUGAUCACAAACUCGCAAUUUCUUGGAAGGUAACCUGGAUACUGUUAUUUGGAAGGUCUACAAAUUCAGCUUGUUAAACUAAACAAGCAUUUAGGUUAGUGUUUAUAUUGACAUCUAAGGUGUUUCUAUUGACCAUAAGCUUGCAUUUUUGAGAGAAGUAUAGAAAUAUCUCCUGGAGAGGCCUGGAUAGGCAUUUGUAAUGCAGAUCCUUAGAUCCAUUAUUUUGGAUAACACUUUCAUAAAGUUGGAUUAGAUUGCAGUGGCUCUCAUAUGGCAUAUAUGGAUCGGAGAUAUUACAUAUUUUCUCCAUGUACAGCUAUAAAUAUUUUACUGUUUGUGUCUAGUUUGAACUUUGUGGUGGAAAAUCAUUUCAGAUUGCUCUUUUA
Cryptomeria japonica (Japanese cedar) is the source of this 1961-nucleotide messenger RNA. RefSeq names its product probable BOI-related E3 ubiquitin-protein ligase 3. The transcript has 4 exons. The record is from RefSeq and is a predicted model, not a curated record. Gene Ontology annotation, molecular function: ubiquitin-protein transferase activity. Bases 378 to 1454 code for a protein of 358 amino acids. NCBI's taxonomy places the organism in Eukaryota, Viridiplantae, Streptophyta, Pinopsida, Cupressales, Cupressaceae.